Messenger RNA from Thlaspi arvense, 369 nucleotides. Lineage: Eukaryota; Viridiplantae; Streptophyta; Magnoliopsida; Brassicales; Brassicaceae. The record is from the annotation of a GenBank genome assembly.
AUGGAAAUCAAAAGUUUAGUGAUUAUGGCGACGAUGAUGAUAAUGGUGGCAAUGGGGAACCUCGUGAUUCAGACAGAAGCUCAAGCUUUUCCAUUUAGAAGUUGUUACCCCAGUUGUAUUGUGAGUUGUGCCAUUCAGAAGAAGUUUCCAAGUGCUUUUAUGUGUCCAUUGACUUGUAUCAUGACCUGUCUUGCUCCUCCCACACCAAUUCCUUCUCCUCCUUCUCAAAUGAUUUUGGCAAAUGAAAACUAUCAAACUGAUUAUUUCUGCAAACUUGGUUGUGCUACUCAUCAUUGUGUUUCUCUUUCUUCUCUCCAAAAUCCAAAUCCAAGUGUUUAUUUUCCUAAUCAAUGUUUUUCAUUGACAUAA